AUUUUCCCUGAACUUUUUCCCCGUUGGUAGCCUAUCCUUUCUUCUUCCACAUGCUGACAUAUAAGGAUGUCACAUUUACUGUCAUUUGUGGUGGACUCUCUCGCUCUACUCCGAUCCAUUCCCUGCUGAGAAAACCUAGUUUCAGUAGAUCAAAACUCCAUUUCUGUAACCCUAAUUUCUCAAUGAAUUAUUCUAACUCCACUCGCUAUUAAAAGAAUGAAAGCAAUUGUGAUCACUGAACCAGGAGGUCCAGAGGUUCUGCAAAUUCAGGAAGUUGAGGAUCCUAAGGUCAGAGAAGAUGAGGUUUUGAUAAAGGUAGCAGCUACCGCGUUGAAUAGGGCUGAUACUGGUCAGAGACAAGGGCGAUAUCCUCCUCCAAAGGGUGCUUCUCAGUAUCCUGGACUUGAAUGCUCUGGUGUUGUUGAAGCUGUUGGUGAAAAGGUUCAGAGAUGGAAAGUUGGAGACGAGGUUUGUGCUCUCCUUAGUGGGGGGGGAUAUGCAGAAAAGGUGGCUGUUCCUGCAGUUCAAUGUCUUCCCAUUCCUUUAGGCGUUUCUUUAAAAGAUGCUGCAAGUUUUCCUGAGGUGGCUUGUACAGUUUGGUCGACUGUAUUUAUGAUGAGCCAUCUGUCCUCGGGUGAAAGUUUUCUGAUUCAUGGAGGAUCAAGUGGUAUUGGCACCUUCGCUAUUCAGGUCGCUAAGGGCAUAGGAGCAAAGGUUUUUGUCACAGCAGGUGCUGAAGAGAAGCUGAAGGUUUGCAAGGAGCUUGGUGCCGAUGUCUGCAUAAAUUACAAAACUGAAGACUUUGUUGCGAGAAUCAAGGAAGAAACUGGAGGCAAAGGUGUUGAUGUCAUUUUGGAUAAUGUUGGGGGCCCCUAUUUCCAGAGAAACCUUGAUAGCCUAAACAUGGAUGGGAGACUCUUUAUAAUUGGUUUCCAGGGUGGUGUGGUGGCAGAAGCCAAUCUCUCAGGAAUUCUUGCGAGGCGAUUGACCGUGCAAGCUGCUGGUCUUCGAAAUAGAACAGUCGAGAACAAAGCAGUGAUAGUUUCUGAGGUGGAGAAGCAUGUUUGGCCGCUAAUUGAAUCAGGUCAGUUGAAGACCGUGGUUUAUAAGUAUCUUCUACUCUCUGAAGCUGCUGAGGGCCACAGGAUUAUGGAGAGCAGCACACACAUUGGCAAGAUACUGCUUCUCCCAUGAUUAAAUAAAUCUUGUAAUGUAUUUCACAAAACAUUAGCAAAUGAUAAUGGACUGUUUAUUUUUUGGUAAAUAAAAAUAUGGAACUGUUAUGAUCGAAA
This is a messenger RNA of Amborella trichopoda, 1292 nucleotides long. RefSeq lists its product as uncharacterized. Gene Ontology annotation, molecular function: NADPH binding; oxidoreductase activity, acting on NAD(P)H. The record is from RefSeq and is a predicted model, not a curated record. NCBI's taxonomy places the organism in Eukaryota, Viridiplantae, Streptophyta, Magnoliopsida, Amborellales, Amborellaceae.